Messenger RNA from Fundulus heteroclitus (mummichog), 2025 nucleotides. RefSeq names its product G protein-coupled receptor 25 (gene gpr25). Gene Ontology annotation, molecular function: G protein-coupled receptor activity. Gene Ontology annotation, cellular component: membrane. Bases 306 to 1556 code for a protein of 416 amino acids. The transcript has a single exon. Lineage: Eukaryota; Metazoa; Chordata; Actinopteri; Cyprinodontiformes; Fundulidae. Gene Ontology annotation, biological process: G protein-coupled receptor signaling pathway; immune response. The record is from RefSeq and is a predicted model, not a curated record.
CUGAAAACUUUCAGGGGCAAACAUAACGAUCUCUUAUGUUAAAUGAUGAUAAGUCACCUGACCCAGGCAACAUGGCAUCCGAGAAGAAGUGUUUUGAAAGCAUUCGCAGAAAAGCACAUGAAAAGGUCUAUAGUUUUGUUUUCUGAAAUGCAAAAGAUUCAUCGUAGCUUCCUCACAGUCUGUCAGUGAUGCUUCUCAAGUUCCAAAUUACAUGUUCAUUUCAAAUCAGCAAACCUUCAUCUACAUGAGAAAAGCCCAUAAGAGGAAGUUAAGUCAGACAGAUAAAGGAAGACAGUUGUGACGGUAUGAGAGGAAGAGAACUGAAAAAGGAUCUGUUUUUCUCUGUGGUUUGCACCCAUAAUAUCGAGUGCCAGUACACUCAGAAGGUUAGAUCAGACACCUCUCUGCACAGCACAGCCUCUCCAUCACCCCUCAGCAUGCAGGACGAAGAUCAGACUUAUGUCUAUUAUGAUGACCUCCUAUUUGAAAACUCGUCUUACUCCUGGUCAAAUCACUCAUUGGAGUGUUCUGACUCAGGCAUGUACGGCUCCCACAUUUUCCUGCCCGUGUUGUAUUACCUGAUAUUCUUCACUGGAUUCUGCGGUAACAUCUUGGUGAUCGUGGUGGUGGGAAGCAAAGGCAAAAGAGGGGGUCGCCUGGUGGACACCUUCGUUGUGAACCUGGCCCUGGCCGACCUGAUCUUCGUCUUGACGCUGCCUCUUUGGGCCAUCGCCGCCAGCCAGAACAACUGCUGGUACUUUGGGAUUCUCAGUAACCUUCUGUGCAAGCUGAGCAGCUACAUCAUCUCUGUAAACCGCUUCUCCAACAUCUUCUUUCUCACCUGCAUGAGCAUUGAUCGCUACCUGGCUAUAGUGAGGAUGAUGGAUUCAAGGUACCUUCGGAGUAGUCAGUGCAUUCGCAUUACCUGCGCUGCCCUUUGGAUUGUCUCCCUCUUCCUUGGCAUUCCCUCCCUGGUCUACCGGAACCUGGCGCCGUCUAUAAACGGUCAGAUCUGUCACGAAGACGACACUACAGUGUUCUUCCUGGGCAUGAAUCUGACCAUGGCGUUCCUCACGUUCGUCUUCCCGGUGCUGAUCAUCAUGCUCUGCUACGGGACCAUCAUCAUGCACCUCAACAGGCACUGCGUCGCCGCUGGCAACGCCCGAGCCGAGGUGCGCCGCCGACACUCCAUGAAGAUGGUCCUCUGCAUCAUCGUGGCGUUCGUCGUGUCCUGGCUGCCCUACAACACUUUCAAGUGCAUCAAAAUAAUUUCCCGUCUCUCCAACACGAGUCUCAGCUGUGAAACCACAGAAUGGGUGGACCUCGGGUACAUCAUCUCCUGCUGCCUGGCUUUCUUCAACAGCUGCCUGAACCCUUUCAUCUACUUCUUCCUGGACCACCACUUCAGGCGACGGGCUCAGUUCCUGUUCAAAAACUGCAUCGGGAAGACGAGGGUGCUGCAGAGCUUCAACUCCUCAGCUUCCUUCUCCAACCUCGGCACCUCUGAGAGCUUUGCGACGAGUGGUGGGCGAACCCAGCUUAAGAUGUCCCUGUAGGAGGAGAACGGAUCGUUGCCUUCUGUUAGUCUGGAGGUGGUAAAGUCAUUGUUUUACACUUCCCUUAGAUCUAUCUGACAAGCAUGUUUUAUGUCCUUCUCAACGACAUUUGUGCUGCUUUUGUAAUAUAGAGCCCAGAUGGAUUACAGUAGGAUAGUAAAUAAGCCGUCUUUUUGUUAUUUCUUCUUCUGAAGGAUUUCAUUGUACAGUUUUUUUUUUCUCAUUCGGAUGCUUUUCUUUUUACUUCCUCAUCUAAAAAAAAAUGCUGUUUAUACUGCUAAUGCUGGACUGUAAUGCAGAAUGUGGCUGUCUUUUGUUUCUGUUUAGUUUUUUAGUUUUUUGUUUUUUUUUUCAUUUUAGCAUUAAUCUAACAGUAAUUACUUGUCAUAAAUUAAAAUUUGUUCGGACUUAUAAGCAUUUCUUAUUCUUACGGUGAAUUUUAAGUUUGUUGUCAUUUUGGAUUUUUUUU